AUGCUUUCGUGUUGUGAAGCACUUCGGAAUCGACAGCACUGCCAAAUCUGGAUUCGUCACCAGGUUAUAAAGCAGCUUUCGCCCAAUAGUCUUGCACAGAACCAUAACUAUCCCCGAUCGGCCGCUUCCUUCUCUGUCAGAAUGUCCGACGAACACACCUACAAGUUUGAUGUGAAGAUGACCUGUUCCGGCUGCUCUGGCGCCAUUACCCGUGUCCUGGAGAAGGCCAAAAACGACGGCACCUCUGGAGUCUCUUCUUACGACGUCAGCCUGGAGAAUCAGGAGGUUCUCGUCACCGGAACGAUUCUCUAUGAUGAUCUCCUGGAGAAGAUUAAGAAGACUGGAAAAGAGGUUCGCUCUGGCGUCACUGUGUCUUGA
Messenger RNA from Cyclocybe aegerita, 378 nucleotides. The record is from the annotation of a GenBank genome assembly. NCBI's taxonomy places the organism in Eukaryota, Fungi, Basidiomycota, Agaricomycetes, Agaricales, Hemipholiotaceae.